UUCUCAGUCACUCAAAACAGCAAUACAAAAUACAUAAAAACUACUAUUCAACAAUGUGGCGGACGCAUGCCCAACCCAUUUUUAUAAUAAUAAUAAUGUCCUUUUUGCCAUUUUGUACCAAUGAAGAAGCCAGUCCAGGUUUUCCAUGGUCUUCCACACCCAAACAAGAUGUCGAAAGGCAGGAUCAAUCGAUUCAAGCGCCAUCUGCGACAUUCUUAUAUUCUGCGAAGAAACGACCAGUUCUGGUUCGAAGUCACUGCGACAAUCGCCUGGCCUUGUACAUGGGGUGAAUCAUUUUGCGUUUACUAGGAUAGCUUGCAACUUUUUCCAACCUUGUUUAGCACAGUGGUUUUCUUGAAAAUGUUCCCGCCUCAUUUAUCAUUUCUAAUAACAGGAAGUGGAUCCUCAUUACCAGGGCAUUAUUUGAGGAAUCAGCCACUCCACUCGAAUAUAAAGGGGCUGGUGUGAGUCUCUGCACAAAUUUCCCUCAACCCACCGAUGUGUAACUUCUCUCUAUAAUUUGUUAUAGUCAUGAAUAUAUAACAAGAUUGUGCUCCUACUUUUAAAUACACUAUAUUUAGCCUAUUACCGAUAUCUUGCCUCAUUAAUGUUUAUUGAAAUUCAUAACAACUUCUCAUAUUUGUAGAAGCUUCAGGGGUCGGUGAGUUCAGCAGCUUUUGUGUUGGACAACCUUGCAAUUGUGAUCGACGGAAAGUUGUACUUAUACUCUCUAACUAAAGGGACAUGGACUCCUGCUCAAGGAGUGAAAUCCAUGGUGUCUACUGUAUCUGCACUACAGUGCUGCUUCAGCAAAGACAAGGCCUGCAUGGAUGUGAGCUCUUGUGUUCUGCUGUACAAUCUGGGGAGUGCUCUUGACGACCAACAGGUCUACAUGUCCUCGAAUGGAGGCAAUUCCUUUUUUAACCUCCCUAUGGCCCCCAAGGCAACGGAAUUUAUCAUAGGGGUAUUCAACAUGCCCACUGUGUCAAGCAUCGUGGCUAUGUUAGCAGACAACCAAAGAAAGUUUUCUUUCCGGCACAUUUCCGGAAAUCGUUCGGUACAGACAGACAAUCACCCCAUGCGAGACCCACUGUCCAGCAUCCAUGUGAUCCAGCCAGCAGGCAUGAGAGGCCACCUCAUCAUCUGGUCUCCACACAUGCUGCUCUACUCACCCAACCAUGGCAUUGUGAUUGUGCCAGUGUACAUUAUGGGAGAAGAGAAUGCCACCCUCCCGCCUCCUAAAGUCACCAUUUUACAGGUGGCAACAGACGACAAUGGUGCGAUGGCUGUUCUCACCAGCGACGGGGUACUGUAUUAUGGCAGGGCUGGACUGGAGGCAACUACAGUAAGGUUUGCGUCUGUCAUUGACCUGUCCAAGGACAACCUGAUGCUGUUCAGUGACUAUGGGGACCUGAUGAUGAUCCAAGCCCGUGAGGACCUGCUGCUUAUAGGGGUGGACUUUGACCAUAAAGUUAUCAUUGUCCAGCAGGAGCUAACACGUACCACACCACCUGUUCAGUCCUGCCCAGUGGAGCAGUUCCACAGCACGUUUGCAGGGGAGCUCUUCUACAUCGACAUGGGCAGCACCGUCCACCUGUCUGCUGUCUACAUCCCAUCACCUCUUUGCAAAUUCUUCCCCCUGGUGACAGUUACAGAGUCUAAGCUUCUGUCCUUAGAUGAGAAGUGUGUAGAGGACGGCAUUACUACGGAAGGCACCAAGAAAUACCGCCUGGACAUUGAAUUGAAGCAGUUGUUCUUUAUGGAGGCAGCAGACGGAACCCUGAAGCCAAGUUCCAGUCUACGUAAAGGCAGCCUCUCCACAGUGGCAGUAGACCUGAUGGGAAGAAACGUGUCCUGCAAAGACUUCAACCCCUGAAAGCUCACAUUCUCAUUGGAUGCCCUCCUGGAAAGCAUACCCGAGUUCUUAAGGACAUAACCACUUGCACUAAAGGCACGUUCACUCAAGAGCAGCUUCAGGACAACUUCUCUUACGUCAUCCCCAAAGCUGUGUAUGACCCUCAGCACCUGUUCCGGCCUGGCUCUGCCUCCAGUGACCUGCACAUCUCCUACAGCAUCACAGACUACUUCUGCCCCUUACUGGUCUAUCACGACACCCCCUGGAUACCCUCCCUGGAGCUGUGAGUGACCCACAAAACCCACAAAAUACACACACGGGCAACCCCUUAACAGCUGUUACUGUAGAACCUUCAGUGUAAGAAAUGUGUCAUCUCUGUGAAGUGGAGUUCAGACAGACCCUUGAUAUAACUACAUGACACACACACAAAGACCAUAGAACAUCAUGGCACUCCAUCACAGAGCAACAAUGCCAGUGCCAACCCACCACACAGCCUUUUCUAGAGCAGGUGAACAUGGCAUGCAUAACUACCAGUACCUACAAACUCGCCCUGACCCUUUGCAGCUGGAACGGUAAUGAGUUUGUGGAGCAGGUGAGCGCUGACUUUGUGAUGUUCGAAGUGAACGGCAUGUAUAACUACCAGUACCUCCAGUCGGUCGAGGAUGCCAAGUGCGUCUCCCAGCCCCAGAACUGGACGUCUC
This is a messenger RNA of Oncorhynchus gorbuscha (pink salmon), 2556 nucleotides long. Its product is annotated as cation channel sperm-associated protein subunit delta-like. The record is from RefSeq and is a predicted model, not a curated record. The coding region runs from base 773 to 1876 and encodes 367 amino acids. The transcript is spliced from 17 exons. Gene Ontology annotation, cellular component: CatSper complex; sperm principal piece. Gene Ontology annotation, biological process: flagellated sperm motility; sperm capacitation. Lineage: Eukaryota; Metazoa; Chordata; Actinopteri; Salmoniformes; Salmonidae.